AUGAAUUUUCCCAUGAAGGAUAAACUCGGCCACUUCAAGAGACCUCUUGGUAUUGACCAAAGAACGGCAAACAUUCCCCUCAUCGACAUUUCAGCCCCCGAUGCCGACCAAGAGGAAAUUGCCAGGCAACUCGUCGACGCUGCCGAGGAACAUGGCUUCAUUUACAUCCGCAACCUAGGCCGUGACAUUCAGGCCAAGGAUGUCGAUGGGGCGUUUGAUCUCGCCAGGAAAACGUUUGAGUGUCCCGUGGACGAGAAGCAGAGAUGCACGAUUCAGACUAACAAUCGUGGCUGGUCGGGUAUGCAUUCUGAAACCCUGGAUCCCAAAAACCAAAAGAUUGGAGAUUUCAAAGAGGCCUUCAACUUUGGUGAAUUCGCAGAUGGGAAAGCCCAGCAGCCCCUUCCGUCUGACCUGAUUCCCGACGAACCACAGAUAAGUGCCUUUGCCGACUCAUGUCAUGACCUUUGUCAGAAGCUCCUCUACCUGCUUGGCCUGGGUCUUGGUGUUGGCGACUUCUUCUCCUCGGCACAUAACACGGAUAAGGGAGCCUCGAGCUCUAUCCUCCGCUUAUUACGCUAUCCACCCCCUGAGUCUACCGCUCAUACCGAAGAAGACGUGCGUGCUGGCUCUCACAGCGACUAUGGCUCUAUCACCCUUCUCUUUCGUCUAAAGGGACAGGCAGGCUUGGAAGUUCUCACAAAAGACAACGUGUGGGCACCCGUCCCUGUGUGUCCAGCCGGCACUGAGGAUGACCCCAGUCCACCUAUUCUCAUCAAUAUCGGUGAUCUUCUGUCGUACUGGACCAACGGACUGUUCCGCAGCACUCUUCACAGGGUUGUGUUUCCGACAGAAGGAAGCGUCAGGGUACAGGGAGAGACGAAUGAGGGGCCAAGAUAUUCGAUCGCUUAUUUCUGUCAUCCUGUCGGCACAGUCCCUCUUGAGCCAGUUCCUAGCGAGCGGGUGAAGAACUUUGUGCCUGCUGAAGGUGCGCCAAGUGAGAAUCCAUAUGCUACAAGCAAGGUCAUGACGGCGGAUGAGCAUUUAUUCAUGAGGCUCAAGGAAAGCUACGGCGAUCUUUACGACAAGAAGUCAUAG
This is a messenger RNA of Fusarium pseudograminearum CS3096, 1095 nucleotides long. RefSeq lists its product as uncharacterized. Bases 1 to 1095 code for a protein of 364 amino acids. The transcript is spliced from 5 exons. NCBI's taxonomy places the organism in Eukaryota, Fungi, Ascomycota, Sordariomycetes, Hypocreales, Nectriaceae. Gene Ontology annotation, molecular function: dioxygenase activity. The record is from RefSeq and is a predicted model, not a curated record.